UGGAAUAGGGUCUCCUGUUGGAGCAAGGGGCUGGACUAGAAGACCUCCAAGGUCCCUUCCAGCUCUCUUCUGAAUCUGAUUCCGAACGGGCUGAACUCGCUUGGCGGUGUUCGGCCGUCGCAGCCUCCCUGCCGGUCCCCUUCCCGGAGCUCUCGGCGCUGCGGCCGUGCGAGACCCCCUUCAAUUCCCCCCGCUGCAUCUCCGUCCGUUGAAACAGGCGGCGCGGGGAGGCGCUGCAACGGGAAAAAAGGGGUGGGGGUCGUUUUCAGUGUCCUCCCCCCUCCUGCCUCGCUCCUCCGACUGGGAGAAGCGGGUUUGCUUCGCUAAGCGAGACAGCCGCCGCAGGUUGGGCCGCCUGCGAUUCAGGCAACGCUUCUAACCCGGAGAUGGAAUGGCCCCAAAGGAUCCAGACAGCUGCAAGGAAAGAAAACAUACCCCCGGCUUUAAGUUGCUGUGUGGCCCCAAAAGAGCCGAGAAAUAUCCAGAAAAACGUCAACGUUGAUCUCUUCCUGUCCUCGGGAAGCCAUCUUGGAGAACUCUGGGCCCGGUCCGGUGCCAGCAUCCGUGGCUCAAAUCAUCUUGGAGAAAACAUUCAAAAAGGUUUACGGGUCACAUAUGGAAGGAGAGAGACCCCCGGCCCGUGUCAGACCAAUCUCUCUUGCCCUCCCUGGGGUCUCCCCAAAGCCUCCUUGGUCCGUCAGCAAAACAACCUUGAGUCCAGCCUACACAGGAGAAGAUGGGAAGGUGGGAACUUAAAGGAGACCCCUCCGAGGGCCUUCCCGGAGAGACCCCGUGACGUUCCCAGGAAUCCAUCCCAAAUAAAACAUAGAGAAGGAUAUUUGCUGAAACGGCCACACGAGCUUUUUGCUGGGUCAAGAAGAAGCCAUGAGGACCUCAAGGCCCGUGGAGAGUCCUCCUCACCCAUCCGGUUUUCAGGGCAUCCAUCUCUUCGUUCCUCACCAGAGCGUUGUCCUCUUUCGAUGACCUUCAGUGGGAUUGGUGACUCCUCACCGCCAGGACCGCCCCUGACUUUGGACAGUCUGAAGUCUUCUGCUUUGGUUGAUGGUCAUUCUUCUCCUGAGGGAGCUCAGGCCCCCCUAAGGUCUUCUCAAAGCUCUGCUGAUCAGUGCCGGUCCCUCCGUGGGCUUAAGAAGGAAAGGUCUUCCUUCUCUUGUGAAUCCCGGCUACCUUCCUGGCUUCCUCAACCAGCAGGCGGGCCACAGAUCUCCACCUUGGCUGUGAGAAAGAUCCAGGCUUCGGUGGAAGUGAGAAGUAAAUGGCGGACUAUGCUUAGUGCCACCUUGUUGACCUGUCAGGGAGACUGCUCCAGGAGCAGCUCAGGAACACCACAGGGUACAAACAAAAAGGCCAGCUUGAAUGAGUUGAGGGACCAGGGUGACCUGAGGACCCUUGACCCAGAAGGACGUCAUUCUGGAACCUUCUGUGGCUCUGAGUUGUAUCUCAAGAACCUUCCCCUGGAUGUCUUCUCCCUCAGGAGUUUGGAGAGUUCCCUCAAGACCUUGCGUGCAGAGUCUUCUCCAAACCGAAGGUUGUCCAUGGAGGACACCCGCGGAGAGAAGCCACCAACUCUUGAUCCUUCUGGAGCCCCAGAGAUCCUGUUAGGUCACCUCUUUGGGAAGAACGUUGGAGAUCUUCCCACGCACGAAGCUGGAGAUAAGUAUGGAGAAGCUGGCGAAGACCCCAUCACCCCCUCCUCCGUUGAGGAGGCCGGUCUGUUGUCAACCCAUCAGAAGGUCCACCUCUUUGAGGAAACCAUCUGGAAGGGUCCCAGAAAAGGUUUCCAGCCUGUCUGGCCACCGCACCUUCGGAAAGAUGGGGGUCUCCUCCGAGAAUAUUUUGUCCUUCUGGAAAAUAAGAAAUUGGGUGGUGCUUUCAACAGAUGGCGUUCCCACUGCGGGAAAAAGCAGCAGGUUCGUCUGCUGGCGUUUCGAAUCCAGAGUGGGCUGAUCAGGCGAUGCUUCAAAGCCUGGCAGAGUUUGGCCCAGUGGAAACGGGACAGCAAGGCAGCCGUGGAGCAUCUGUGGGCCCAAUCCUUGAGGGUGUCUUUCCGGCAGUGGUGCCUAACGGUGCAAGCCAGGAGAAGCGCCAAGCGGGCGGUGAUUGAGCUGCUGUGGGCCAAGGGGCCAGGCUCCGGCGGGCCCCGGGGGGACCCCGACAGAAGGAAGUGGCCCCCAAAGUAUGCGGAAAACGCCUUAGACUCUCUUUUCCACUUGAGGAUGUUGCAGGAAGCAUUUCUGACUUGGAAGGCGAGAUGCCAGGAAGCGCGCUGGGCUGGGGCUUUCUAUCGAGAUUCGACUCUGCGGCAGCUACGGGAGGCUCUUGCACGAUGGCGCCGGAGGACCCGGGUUCUGAGUCCUCUUGGGCUCACUGAGGGCUCUCUCCUUGUGUCGGCGGAUUUACAAGAAUCUCCCUCCUCUGCCUUGCCCAGCGCCAGUCAGGUGGUUCAACUGGGAGAGCCCAGCCUCAUCGUCCUGUCCUCCUUGGGGACUGUCGGAGAGCCCAGCGGCCUUCCUGCUCCCGCCUCUCGCUGCCCAAGAUGCAGUUUUGACUGUGAAAAUCCUCCCCAUAUCGCGGAUCAGGAUUCUUCUCUUCGGCUUAAUUGGCAGGCAGCGAGCAAAUAUGGAAGGCUGUGGAAACACAAAGUCCAGCUGCAUCACUUCUGGGCUAGGCGGGACGCCCGUCAACUGGCGAAGGCCUGGCUGCGUUGGAAAGACGCCUGCCGUACCGAGCUGGUGGUGCAAACGUUGGUAUGGCAGAGACGGGCUCAGUGGGGCUGGAAAAUAUGGAGACGGUGCUGGUUACAGCUUCAGGUGGCCCAGCGUUUCCGCGAAGCCGAAGAGGAACAAUUGCUCAAAAUAGCUUUCGGGAAGUGGCGUCGUCUGGCGGCCGUCUCUCGUGUCCGGAUUGAAUGAACAUCUGGCUGGAUCUUUUUUGUAACCGGCUGCAGGAUGGACAGACUGCAGGACGGUGGCACAAGGGACACACACAGCAACCUCACAAAGAACCGGGCUUUGCACUACAAACUUAUAUUUGCACAUUUUGGACUGGCGAGGGGGGGGGAAGACGGUGUAAAAAUUGAGCCACGCCGAGGAUCAACCAAGCUGGUUUAUUCUGAGACAAUCAUUAAAAUUCAAGUUCCUCCUUU
This is a messenger RNA of Crotalus tigris (Tiger rattlesnake), 3166 nucleotides long. It is a transcript of the gene CUNH1orf167, whose product is annotated as chromosome unknown C1orf167 homolog. The coding region runs from base 387 to 2933 and encodes 848 amino acids. NCBI's taxonomy places the organism in Eukaryota, Metazoa, Chordata, Lepidosauria, Squamata, Viperidae. Gene Ontology annotation, cellular component: ribosome. The transcript is spliced from 10 exons. The record is from RefSeq and is a predicted model, not a curated record. Gene Ontology annotation, molecular function: structural constituent of ribosome. Gene Ontology annotation, biological process: translation.